AUGGACACUAUACCUGCAACAGCCGCCCGCGUUGAGGUGCGGGUGCCGCCGCCACCGAAGUUCAAACCGCUCCCGUACCCAUCUAGCAGGACUGGCUUGGUUUAUGAUGAUCGUAUGAGAUUUCACGCUGAGGAUGAGAGCCUCAACAUCAACCCUGAUGAUAUCCACCCAGAAGAUCCCCGCCGGAUAUAUGCGAUUUUCCAUGAAAUUCGGGAAGCUGGCUUGGUGCGAGAAUCUAUCGACUCGGACGACGAGGACGAUGUUUCUAACGACAGCAAAUGCUGGAGGAUCCAUACUCGACACGCCACGAAGGCAGAGAUUUGCCUCAUACAUACCCCUGAGCACUACCUGUUUGUCGAGGCAUUACAAAACAAAACGCCCCUGGAACUUCAAGCUCUGUAUCGCGAGAUGGACUCAAUAUACUUCAACAACUCUACAUUCGAUAGCGCUUUAUUAGCCGCAGGGGGCGCAAUCGAGGCUUGUAGAGCUGUCGUCAUGGGGCACGUUCGAAACGCUAUUGCAAUCAUACGACCACCAGGACAUCACGCAGAAAGCACGGAACCCUCGGGAUUCUGCAUAUUCAACAAUGUGCCCAUUGCUGCACGAGUAUGUCAGAAUGAUUUUCCAGAAACUUGUCGCAAGAUCAUCAUCUUAGACUGGGAUGUCCAUCACGGCAACGGUAUCCAGCAUGCCUUCUAUGACGAUCCGAACGUGCUCUACAUAUCUCUUCAUGUGUUCAAAGGUGGAUCGUUCUACCCAGGUAAUCCAGAUGCCGACCUCACAUACUGUGGCGAAGGACCUGGUCUAGGGCGCAAUGUCAAUAUUCCAUGGGAAGAUCACGGCAUGGGCGAUGCUGAAUACAUCUAUGCCUUUCAGCAGGUAGUCAUACCGAUAGUGUCGGAGUUUGACCCGGAUCUCGUUAUUAUAUCUGCGGGAUUUGAUGCUGCAGAAGGGGACGCACUGGGAGGAUGUGAGGUCACUCCUGCCGGCUACGCCCAUAUGACGCACAUGCUCAUGCGAGUUGCGCAAGGAAAGAUGGCUGUUUGUCUCGAAGGCGGCUAUAACCUAAGAUCCAUUUCCCGGUCCGCUCUUGCAGUUACCAGGACGCUCAUGUUACAACCCCCAGAUCGUCUGGCGGCUGAUCUGGACCCUAAUGAGUCUGCAGUCCGAACUGUCGAACAGGUCAAGCGAGCACAGUCAAAGUUUUGGAAAUGCAUGUACCCUAAGCAUAUCGGCCCAGCGACACCAGCCUUUUCGUCAACGACACGGUUGCACGAAGUUUUAAGAAAAUUCCAAAGCUUGAACAUGGCACAGGAACACUGUAUGGCACCUCUCCAAAUUAUCAGGGAUGAUUUGAGGGAAACAUUUGAGCACAAUGUGGUAGCUACACGAAAUUUCAUGGACAAGCACCCAUUGUUGGUUAUUUUUCACGACCCCCCAAAUCUUACUUUGUGCCCAGAUCCAGUUACCGGCAAGACAGAGCUCCACAACAUGUGGCUGGCUGAUGUUGUUGAAAAGGACUACGUCGGAUGGGCCAUUAAGAACGGUUUCGAGGUCAUUGAUGUAAACGUCCCGAAGGUAGAGCCUAUCCCAGAAGACGAUGGGGAGUACGUCCACGCGGACACCUAUGAAGAACGAGCAGAUAAGACCAAGCAGCUUGCUGCAUAUAUAUGGGAGAACUAUAUCGAGCCCCAUCAAGCGACGCAAGUAUUCUUCCUGGGCAUUGGAUCGGCGUAUAUAGGGUUGAUAGACUUGCUGGGCAACAAUGAAGCAUGCACCGAUGAUAAUGGCGUCGUUGAAGGCGUCAUUGCCUUCGUCGCAGAUACUUCUCUCCAGUCAAUCAAACGAGCGACUGACGACAGCAUCGCCGUUGCCGACUGGUACUACACACACUCCAAGCUUUUCGUCCAAAAUAACCAUCUCUGCUGGGAUCCCAACCGCGCGCGCAAGCCUCGCAAAAAAUGGGGCAAGCUAAUCCGCUCUGAGCACACUACAAUCGACGACAUGCUUGCGGAGCACAAAGAAGAAGUGCAACAGUAUCUUCUCGAGAAGAAGGAAGCGUAUGUCGACCCUGGGGACGACACCAGUGUCGAAGAAAACAUCCAGCAGCCUUUGCGAAGCCCUCCUCUACCCAUGGGCAUCCGAUCUCCCGGCAGCGUGCCUCCCACGAAGAACGGUCAUGGCGAUGCACGGAUGCCGCCGAUGGCCAUAUUCACUCUACCUAACAGUCGCAUGGGGACUCUUAGCCCGACUGCGCCAGGAAGUCCACUGAGGCAGGGUUUUGGACGAGGCUGA
Messenger RNA from Paraphaeosphaeria sporulosa, 2295 nucleotides. Its product is annotated as putative histone deacetylase. Gene Ontology annotation, cellular component: histone deacetylase complex. The record is from RefSeq and is a predicted model, not a curated record. Gene Ontology annotation, molecular function: histone deacetylase activity. Lineage: Eukaryota; Fungi; Ascomycota; Dothideomycetes; Pleosporales; Didymosphaeriaceae. The coding region runs from base 1 to 2295 and encodes 764 amino acids. The transcript is spliced from 7 exons. Gene Ontology annotation, biological process: chromatin organization.